UGACAUUUAGCGGACCCCCCGUCAGAACAAUCAACCUCGUUGGUCAAGUCGCAGAGGCAAAGAGAGUACGUCUCUCCAGACCAAGCGAAGUUUUGGAGGCAGUCGAAGUGAUCAAUUUGCAUCAAACGUGACAGACAUCGGGAUUGUACUUGUGUAGAUAUAGGGGCGAGGUCCCAGCCGGGAAGUAGGAACCGGAUCGGAGAGUGCUCUUGCGGCACGGAAGCUUCAGCAAUCAAAAUGUGCACCACCAGAGGCAGAUCUGCGUUUGCUGUUCUGUCUGCUUUCGUGGUCUUGCUUCUCGCGAGAGGUGCGUUCACUGCAUGGACGACCUGGCAGGAACAGCCAGGGCGACAUCGUACCCAGCACGAUAUACAUCAGUUUCACGUUCCGCGAAUCCAAAUUUCCUCUCAUAUCGUUGCUUUUUCUUCAUAUUGGAUGGUCAUACUCCUAACUUUAUAAAGGGAAUGUGUUCAAGGGCCACAGCUGCGUUCGGCAUCUCUCAGCCGUCUUUUAGCAAGUCAGCAAAAGUUUUCAAUUGCGGGCUUGGGCAUUCCGAUUAUCAGAAGGCAUACCAAAUUGAAACUAAUUUGCCAGAGCUGAGUCGAUCCAAGACUAAGCUCGUGAUGGCGUAGUAGUUUGCUUAUUAGCUGACACUGCAAUUGCCCUGGAAAAUGUGUCCUACCUUUCAGGUCUUCUCGAAAGCAGACUCUUCAAUUCAAUACCUCCGGACAGCAAUAUCCUGACGGAGACUUCAGGAUGGAGACUUCAUCAGAGCAUGCAUACUUGGCAUUUCCUCGGAGGAAGGAGCCAAGUGGUUUUGAGUAGUAUUGCUCUUGCCCUUUGUGCAGAGGCCUCUGCCCACAUCCGAGUGCAGAAUGGAGUCUUCGUGGACGAAAAUUGCAAGGAGUUUCUCUUCAGCGGCUACAAUGCAUGGCAGGUGAGCAUUGCCUUGCUCACUCCCCCUGUCGAUCUCCCUGGCUCGCUCCAAGGACUAGUCAGCCAAUUCCAAGAGGCUGGUGAGCACCCCAUCCUCCCCUUUCCUGUCAGCUUGCCAAGCUUGCACUACAUGACUUUGGCAGCUGAAGGAAGCUGCAGCGUGUUGUUUUUGUUGUGCCCGAUCGCCACAAGCAAGAUAUGCAAGAACUAUCGUGAUGUCUUGUGGCAAAUCUGCGGAUGUCUUUCGGCACAUGUGCGGGUCAAGGAGAAAUUGUGACGUUAAGACAGAUGCGCAACGAGAUGCAGUAGAGCCCUCACUUAAUCUGACCUGCUGUUCUUGGAAGGAAUAUUGCAUAUGACACAAAGUGACACAAAGAAUCCUAAAAUUG
Coccomyxa subellipsoidea C-169 is the source of this 1325-nucleotide messenger RNA. RefSeq lists its product as hypothetical. Lineage: Eukaryota; Viridiplantae; Chlorophyta; Trebouxiophyceae; Coccomyxaceae. The coding region runs from base 238 to 459 and encodes 73 amino acids. The record is from RefSeq and is a predicted model, not a curated record. The transcript is spliced from 2 exons.